AUGAAAACUCUCGACGUUGUCGUCGUUGGCGCAGGCAUCGGUGGAUUGGCCACCGCUCUGGCCCUGGCCACUGACGGGCAUCGCGUGACGGUUCUCGACGCUGUCAAGGAAUUUUCAGAGGUCGGCGCUGGCAUCCGCGUCCCGCCCAAUUCCUCGAAAUUGCUCCGCUCCUGGGGCGUCGAUUUGGAUAGCCUGAAGAAAGAAAUCUCCCACGGCAACCGCUUCGUCGACUGGAAGGACCACAGCCGCAUCCUCCUGGCAGUCUCGUUCGAUGACAUGCCGCAGCGGUAUGGCGCGCCUUACUACUUCCUUCACCGCGCCGAUCUCGUCGACGCCCUGCUGCGCGCCGCGCAGACGAAGAAAAGCAACAUCGCCAUCAAGACCAACAGCCGUGUCGUCGAGUAUGAUUUCCACCGUCCGGCAGUCAUGACGGAGCAGGGUGUCUGGUAUACUGCCGACCUGGUCAUUUCCGCCGAAGGCAUCAAGUCCUCUGCCCGCGCCGCCAUCAACGGCGCUGCCGUCGAGCCCCGAGAUACCGGUGACGUGGCCUAUCGCAUUGUCGUCCCUGCAGGCCCGCUGCUGGAGGAUCCAGCGAUAAGAGACCUCGUCACAGAGCCGUGGGCCACGCACUGGAUCGGCCCCGAGGCGCACGCCGUCGGCUACCCGCUGCGCGGCGGCGAGCUGUACAACAUCAUCAUCGACGUCACGCACAACACGGACCUGGGCGAGCCCGUCCGCGAAGGCGACUGGAAGAAGCAGGCCGACAACACGGAACUGGUGCGGCGACUGAAGGACUGGUGUGCGCCUGUGCGGAAGCUCUGCGGUCUGACGGGCGAGUAUCUGAAAUGGAAGCUGGCGGACCUCGAGCGGCCGCUGCAGCGAUGGGUGCAUCCCAGCGGCAAAGUCGCGCUGCUGGGGGAUGCGUGUCAUCCGAUGAUGCCGUACAUGGCGCAGGGAGCUGCCCAGGCGAUCGAGGACGCGGCAUGCCUGCGAGCAGCCCUCGCAGCGUACGGGGACGAGAGCCUCGUAAAGGCAUUGAACGUGUACGAGAAACAGCGAGCGCCGCGAGCAGACUACAUCACGAAGAACACGCGCGUGCUGCAGGAAUGGUGGCAUCUGUAUGAUGGGCCAGCGCGUGAGAAGCGAGACGAGCUGAUGCAGCGGGACGACGAAAGCAAUCCGAUCUUCUGGGGAUAUUCAGUCCGGAAGGACUGGCUGUUUGGCCUUGACGCUUCAAAACUGUUGGACGGUGAGGACUUGAAGAUUCCGAACCUGCCCCCGAUGCCUCCGCAGGAUGCAUCUGUCUAUAAGACAGCAAAAGACGCGAGGCUAUAA
Messenger RNA from Rasamsonia emersonii CBS 393.64, 1335 nucleotides. RefSeq lists its product as uncharacterized. Gene Ontology annotation, biological process: secondary metabolite biosynthetic process. Gene Ontology annotation, molecular function: FAD binding; monooxygenase activity. The record is from RefSeq and is a predicted model, not a curated record. The coding region runs from base 1 to 1335 and encodes 444 amino acids. The transcript is spliced from 2 exons. NCBI's taxonomy places the organism in Eukaryota, Fungi, Ascomycota, Eurotiomycetes, Eurotiales, Trichocomaceae.